Molecule: messenger RNA, 2001 nt
Organism: Cylindrotheca closterium
Lineage: Eukaryota; Bacillariophyta; Bacillariophyceae; Bacillariales; Bacillariaceae
Source: the annotation of a GenBank genome assembly
AUGGGAAGCAGCUGGUCAUCAGAAGAUGAGCUCCCACGAAAUGAAAACGGAAAACGACUGCGUCCAAUAUCAUUCGAAGAUGACUGCGACGACGACUACGAAGACAGUCAUGAUCAUGAGAGAUAUGAAAGACAUGAGAGACAUGCAGAGGCAUCCUAUCGAGCUACCGCAAUGGCCCACAGAGCUACGACAAUAAGGGAAGACGAACCACCACCGGUACUCCGGACCAGACGAGCCAAACGACAACGAAUCGAAAGUUACAACCCUGCUGCUGCUACUGAUGAUGCUGCUACUGAUGAUGCUCAUGAUGCUCAUGAUGAUGAUGUAUCAUCAUCAGCAGCAAAUACGUCAGCUUCCUAUCCAACCUUUUCCUACAGUCCGUCCGCCUUUUGCCGUUGGACGUUACGCAGCCUAUCAGACAAGCUUUGCGUCCUGCUGGCCCAAGCCUUUUUGAGUUUGGCCGAAUCUUCCACCGCCCGUGCCAGCAGCAGCAGCAAUAUUAAUAUAAAUAAUAAUAAUGGUGGUGGUGGUGGUGAGGCAAAUCAAUAUGUUAAUUUUCCAGACGAAGAACUCUUUCAAUCCGUCUCGGACAUGUUGGAUGACUUUCAAAGUUUGGAACCUGACAUUUUGACGCGGGGAUGGCGAGUCUUGUGUGCUUGCAGUCUGGUCGCCAAGAAGAAGGCGGGGGAGGCAAAUCAUGAUAAUGAUAAUGCUGAUGAGAAUGAUGAGAAUGAUGAAAAUGCAAAUAACAACAACAACAACAAGAACAACAACAAUGCUACCACUGAUACAAAUACAAAUGCUAAUGCUACUACGAAUGCACUCCCCAAGCUGCCCGACAAUGACGUGGCAACGGUCAUUAUGGGAAUGAAACUCCAUCAUUCUUCCGUGAGACUUCAGCUCUUGGGAUGUCGGGCAUUGAAGGUUUUGUUGGAUACGGAACGGGCGACCUGGGAUCAAUUGGUCGACGAAGGAUUUGUCUCGGUCAUGAUGAACGCCAUGAAAGAGUUUCCAAAGGAUUUGGUAUUGCAAGGUCUCAUGAUGUCCUUUUUGGGCAUGAUGAUUCGAGAGGUCAAUAUUACUGACAAUAGCAGCAGCAAUGAAAGUGACAAUGGAAAUGGAAAUGACAAUGGAAAUGACAAUGGAAAUGACAAUGACAAUGACGAACCACAAGAAUCUUCCUUGCAGAGGGAAUUGCUCCAACUGGGUGUGGUGGAAGUCAUUCUGGCGGCAUUGCAAGAAUUUGAAGAUCAUACACGAUUGGUACAUACCGGGUGCCUGGCACUUCUUCAGAUUACCGCAUCCCUCCAAGAAGCCCGACAACAAGUGGUGGAACAAAAUGGUCAUUUAUUAGUCUACCAAAUCAUGGAAGAAAACAAAACAGACGAAUUGUUGUUGAUUGUGUCCUUGAAUACACUCAGCCGAUUGCUAUCCGUCGAAACCAUUGAUGGAUUGCCAUUGCAACAAGUAGUUCAAUCCAUUUUGGAGUGCAUGGAACUGUAUCCCAAAGACGAAGCCGUUCAGAUGCAUGCGCUAGUGUCUUUGUUGAGGUUGGGAGAACAUACUCGCAUUCCGACCAAUGCUUGCAUCCAAAAGAUUGUUCCCGCCAUGGUCUUUUUUCGACAUUCCAAAAGUCUUGUCUUUAUUGCCUGCGUGGUCAUUCGAUCCAUGAUUGCCAAUUCGUUGGAACCUGCCAGUGUAUUACAAGACUUGUUGCAGUUUGGAGGCGUCGAAUGCAUCGUCCAUGCGUCGAAAGAUCAUCCCUCCAAUUCGGGUAUUCAACAAAUUGUCCAAUUGCUUCUUUCGGUAUUGUUGGUGCAUCAGCAAACAGUUGGUGUGCCAUUGGCAUUUCGAGGAACCCUUCGUGUGGUGGGAAUGAUGUCGCGGAUUGAUUUUGAUAGUGAUCAUGAUGAUGAUGAUGAUAAUAAUAAUGAUGACAAUGACAACAAUGAUGGCGACGACAAUGAUGGUGAGGAGGAUGAGGAUGACGGAGAAUGGUAA